Molecule: messenger RNA, 1229 nt
Organism: Dermatophagoides pteronyssinus (European house dust mite)
Lineage: Eukaryota; Metazoa; Arthropoda; Arachnida; Sarcoptiformes; Pyroglyphidae
Gene: Usp12-46
Product: Ubiquitin-specific protease 12/46
Biological process (GO): protein deubiquitination
Cellular component (GO): nucleus; cytosol
Molecular function (GO): cysteine-type deubiquitinase activity
Source: RefSeq, a predicted model, not a curated record
GCAAAAAAAAUUAUUAUUCUCUUCGAAUUUAUAUUUGUUUCGUAUUUUGACUUUCUAAACUGCUAAAUAUUAUUUUUUCAAUCUUUAGGACAAAUAAAUGAUAUCCAUCAUUCACAAAGAUGGGUAACAAUGCUUCACAACUUGAAAAAGAUAUUGGCUAUGAUCAAUUUCCGGCUAAUGAACAUUAUUUUGGUUUGGUUAAUUUUGGCAAUACUUGUUAUUGUAAUUCGGUACUACAAGCCCUAUACUUUUGUAAACCAUUUCGAGAUAAAGUUCUGGAAUAUAAAAACAAGAAUAAACGAAAUAAUCGUGAAACAUUGUUAACAUGUUUGGCCGAUUUAUUUUAUUCGAUAGCUACACAAAAGAAAAAAACUGGCACAAUACCGCCGAAAAAAUUCAUUACAAGAUUACGUAAAGAAAAUGAAGUGUUUGAUAAUUAUAUGCAGCAAGAUGCCCAUGAGUUUCUUAAUUACCUUCUUAAUACAAUUGCCGAUUUGUUGAGCGCAGAAAAAGCAUCGGAACACCAGCUUAAUGGGUUGGAUGUUGAAAACAAAAAUGCCCAGAAUCAGAAAACAUGGGUUCAUGACAUCUUUCAAGGUACGUUAACCAAUGAAACCAGAUGUCUCAACUGUGAAUCAUUAUCAUCAAAAGAUGAAGAUUUUCUCGAUCUUAGUGUUGAUGUUGAUCAAAACACAUCGAUAACUCAAUGUUUGCGUGUGUUCUCCAAUACCGAAACUCUUAGUUCCGAACAUAAAUAUUAUUGUGAAAAUUGUUGUUCCAAACAAGAAGCACAGAAAAGAAUGCGCAUCAAAAAAUUACCAAUGAUAUUAGCAUUACAUUUGAAACGUUUCAAAUAUACUGAAAGCCAAAAUCGUCAUACAAAAUUAUCGUAUCGUGUAGUCUUUCCGUUGGAACUUCGGCUAUUCAACAAAUCUAAUAAUGAUGAUAGCAGUGAUCGAUUAUACGAUCUAGUUGCCGUCGUUAUUCAUUGUGGUACUGGACCGAAUCGUGGCCAUUAUAUCAGUAUUGUAAAAUCCUUUGGAUUUUGGCUACUUUUUGAUGAUGAUAUUGUCGACAAAAUUGAUCCAUCAACUAUUGAAGAUUUUUUUGGACUAACCAGUGAUACGCAAAAGAACAGUGAAUCCGGUUAUAUUCUUUUCUAUCAGAGCAGAGAUUUUUGAUCUUUAUAAUUAGUUUCCAAAUGUUUUUUUUUUUUUUUGGAAUGAAAA